CAUGCAAAGCAUGCAAAUUAUGAAAAUCUGGAUGACCAUAUUUGGUCAGAUAAUAAUAUUGAUGAAAGGGCUUCUGAUUAUUUUGCUGUUUUAUUGACAGCAGGUAAAAAUAUAAAUGUUUGGAAACCUUCGGGCAGAACAAUAUAUGUUGGGGGUUCUAAAAGAACUCAAAAACGCAAAAAAGCGGAACUAAAGAAGGCUGCACAAAACACUCGACCUAUUACUGCGUACUUAGCUCCUGUUUUAACAUCUUCUAACGUUGCCUUGGCUUCGACUUCUACCUUUGGAUUGUCAACAGAACUAUGUGCGCCAACUGAAGUAGGAAGUGAAUUAAUGGAAGUAGAAUCAAUUGAGGUAGAAUUGGUGGAAUCAAUGGAGGCGGAAUUGGUGGAAUCAAUAGAGGCAGAAUUGGUGGAAUCAGUGGAGACGGAAUUGGUAGAAUUAAUGGAGACAGAAUUGGUGGAAUUAAUGGAGGCGGAAUUGGUGGAAUCAAUAGAGAUGGAAUUGGUGGAAUCAAUGAAGAUGGAAUUGCUAGAACCAACAGCAGAUGCAUCAGCUGAAAUUGAUGAGAAAACAAAAAUGAGGUUAGCAAUUGAGGAGCUAGAUAGGUUGUUAAAAACAAAUGACAAUCAAAUAGAUAAAGGUGUAAGAGUUCGUUUGCAAGCAUCAUUGCAAUAUUUACGAUUAAGGUACUAUCACGAUCAGACUAAAAUAAGAGCAAGCACAAUGAUUGCUAGUUCAUUAGGAUGGGGAGAUUAUAAAGCACGAUGUAUUGGUGCAUGGGCACAAAAUUGGUUAAAGUGGCGAAAACUUCCUAAAGAUAAUCGUGGCAAAUUUACAAAAGUAUCAAGCCUUCUUGAUGAUGAAAGAAUAUCUAUGAAGGAAUUAGAUCCUGUUUUUCUUGAAUAUGAUGACCAGGAUCUUACUAAACUAGUAGAAAAGAACAUUCACCCUGAAAAAAAGAAACAUUGUGUAAUAACACAUGAUGAGACCAUGUUAGCUGCAAAUGACGAUGAGAAAACAGGAUGGGGCCCCAAAGGUCGAGUUCAUUUAACUGAAGAACAGCAUGCAGCUCACCCCGAAAUUUCAAAAUGUUACGUUACAGAGUUAUUAGAAAUUGAAGCAAAUUAUGAAGGUUAUUGGAAUGUUCAAUUGCUAGCUAAGCAACUUGAAUGGGCAAUUGACAUUUUGGAAAUUGCACUUCCAGAUACGAUAUUGGUUUUUGGGUUUGAUAACAGUUCUAGCCAUGGAGCCUUCACUGAAGAUGUAUUAAUAGUAAACCGAAUGAACGUUGGUUAUAGUGGUAAACAACCCAAAAUGCAUCUUGGUCGAUUUUCUGAUGGCACGUUUCAAGAAAUGGAAAAAAUUGGCUAG
This is a messenger RNA of Racocetra fulgida, 1374 nucleotides long. NCBI's taxonomy places the organism in Eukaryota, Fungi, Glomeromycota, Glomeromycetes, Diversisporales, Gigasporaceae. The record is from the annotation of a GenBank genome assembly.